CCCUCCCUUACAAUUGCAGGAUUUUUCCCCUGUUUCCACAGCAUGCUGUUUCUGUAAGGUUGGGAUGAUCCUUUGGAAACUCAUUUUCAAAUAUUUCAACUGACAAAUUGCUCUCUUGACUUUCUCUAAACAGAGCCAGCCUGUGUGGGGAGUUGUGUGUGGGUUGGCUGUUAUUAGCAGUAGUUGAAACUCCAGAGGCAGAUCUAGCUGACUUAAACGCUUUCAGUUUUGUUUCUAACAUGCAGUUGUGAAUCACAUGCACAUUUUAAACCCAAAAUACAUGGGUAUUAGAAGCUUUUAAGAAUUUAAAAUGCCACUGUUACUAUUCCUGUUGUUUUUAAGCAAGCCCAAGGCAGGAAAUGAAGUAGAACCUGUGUUGUAACAUACUCAACCACCUUUGGAGCACACAGCUUUCCUUGUUUUCAUGGAGCAGAAAGUUAGAAAUCCCUCCCUGAGCACAGUAAAAGCCAGUCAGGCAGGAAAAGCUUUAGGAGAGAAUUUCAGGAAAUUGCUGUGCCUUUUUUCCCUUUGGCUGGUUCUUCUCCCCCUGCAGAGUCAGGGAUGUGACCUCCCUGCCCUGCCAGGUGCCCUGAGGUCUGGCUGCUUUUCCCAGGACGCCUGUUCUUUCUUUCUCUCUCCCAGCGUCAACGCCUGCGUGGACGUGGUUCUGUCUGGGGUGAAGCUGCUGGAGGCUCUGGGGCUGGAGCCCAGUGAUGGGAAGGACCAUGCAGUGCUGAACUCUGGGCAGGACCUGAAGGAGGCUUUUGCCCAUUUCAUGGAGAGAGGGGCGGCUGCCGAGCGCUUCUUCAGCGACGCCGAGGCCUUCCAGGACAUUGCGCGCGCAGCCUCGGAGCACCCCGCAGCUCAGCUUUACGUGGGAGGAAAUGCUGCUCUCAUCGGGCAGAAGCUUGCAACAAACCCAGACCUGAAGAUCCUCCUUUGUGGCCCAGUUGGUCCCAAACUCCAUGAACUACUUGAUGACAAUGUGGUUGUACCACCUGAAUCCAUGCAGGAAAGAGAUGAAUUCCAUCUUAUCUUGGAAUAUCAAGCAGGUGAGCAGUGGGGCCGGGUGAGGGCACCCGCUGCCAACCGCUUCAUCUUCUCGCACGAUCUGUCCAACGGCGCCCUGAACAUGCUGGAGGUGUUUGUGUCCAGCCUGGAUGAGUUCCAGCCUGACCUGGUGGUGCUUUCAGGACUUCACAUGAUGGAAGGGCAGAGCAAGGAGAUGAGACAGAGGCGACUCAUGGAGGCUGUGGCCUCCAUCUCUGAUAUCCCAACUGACAUUCCCAUACACCUGGAGCUGGCCAGUAUGACUGAUCAGGAUUUUAUGAGCAACAUUGUGCAUCAGCAGGUCUUUCCCCUGGUCAACUCCAUCGGGCUGAACGAGCAGGAGCUGCUGUUCCUCACCCAGUCUGCCUCUGGUCCCCACGCCUCGCUGGCCUCCUGGAGCGGCAUUCCCGACGUGGGGGUGGUCAGUGACAUCCUCUUCUGGAUCCUGAAGGAGCACGGCAAGACGGCGGAACGGGCCUCGGACCUGACCCGCAUCCACUUCCACACGCUGGCCUACCACAUCCUGGUCACCGUGGACGGCCACUGGGGCAACCAGGCAGCAGCAGUGGCAGCUGGGGCCAGGGCUGCGGGCACCCAGGCCUGUGCCACCGACACCAUCGACACCACCAAGGUCUUCCUCAAAGCUCCCCUAGAGUUCGUCACCUCCCACACGGAGGCACCAUCCAAAAUCUCCCUCAAUCCAGACGAGCCCGUGGUGCAGUGGCACAGGGAAGGCAUCUCCUUCCACUUCACCCCUGUGCUGGUGUGCAAGGAUCCCGUGCGGACCGUGGGGCUGGGGGACGCCAUCUCAGCCGAGGGACUGCUCUACUCUGAAGCGUAUCCUCAGUAGCAAACCAGGAGCCUCCUUCUUCUCCAGCACUGCACGGUGUCUGAGAGCCGUGGAUUGGCAUUUGAAGCAGUGGUGGUAUAGGAACAGAAGCAGGGUGUGGUGUGUUUUCUGGGUAUAACUGUCAAAGAGCCAAAGAAUAAUUCCAGGUAUAAACUGUCAGCUACAUUCCAGUCACUCAGCAGUGACUCGAGCGCUUCACGUGCAGGUCAGGUGCAAAGGUUUUAAUAUUUAAUGUGAAAACUGGCUUUGUCUUAAGGAGGAGGGACACAAAGACCAAAAUCCCUGGCUGGCAAAGUUUGCUGCUCGUAGCUCAGUGUGGAUCUUUUCUGGUAGUGCUGCAAAGUGCAGCAGCAGGAGAAUUUCCUGCCCCUGGAUCCCAGGGGGAGCACAGCAGUGCCCAGCCCUGCCUCUCUGGUAAAUUCAAAAUAAAAGGCUUGUGGGUUAUCUCCUCCCAGCACUUUGCAAACCUUCCUUGGGGUGAGGAUGGAGUUACUGCCUGGUGCAAUCACCUCUCUGUGUGCCCAGCCCCAGAGGGAGCCACGGUCCCAAAUGACACAGACUGAACCUACUCCAGGCUGCACAGGUGAUCCUGGACAUCUGUGACUAAGGGUGUUCCACAUGAGCAGCCUGUGCUUAGUUUUUAGGAAACAAGGAGCGAAGAUAAUCAGGUUUUCUGUUUGGGGGACAGCUCUGUUUCCCUGCCAGGGAACCCCAAACCAUUCCCUGUGUUUGCUGUACUCUGCUAAUGGUGUGUUACAGAAAAGCUCUUGAGUGCUGGAGACUCAUUUUUGGGUGUUUGAGAAUGGUUGUGCCAAAUUCUUCAGUCUCCCUGCCCUCUAUUAGGAAAGGUUAAUGUAUCAGGGAGGGUCCCUCUGGAAGCUCAAAAGCUGCAACAGCAUUUUCCAGGUAAGACUGAAGUGAGGUGGCCUUUUUAGGGUUUGAUGUUGGGAUUUUUUUGACUAGGUCACUGAUAGUUUCUUUGCUCUGGCCUGUGAAAUUAAAAAAGCAGAAUCAUGUGUCCUUGUUAAA
Messenger RNA from Melozone crissalis (California towhee), 2929 nucleotides. It is a transcript of the gene ADPGK, whose product is annotated as ADP dependent glucokinase. Gene Ontology annotation, cellular component: endoplasmic reticulum. The transcript is spliced from 6 exons. Lineage: Eukaryota; Metazoa; Chordata; Aves; Passeriformes; Passerellidae. Gene Ontology annotation, biological process: glucose metabolic process. The record is from RefSeq and is a predicted model, not a curated record. Bases 425 to 1900 code for a protein of 491 amino acids. Gene Ontology annotation, molecular function: ADP-specific glucokinase activity.